This is a messenger RNA of Kwoniella shivajii, 5952 nucleotides long. RefSeq lists its product as uncharacterized. Bases 1 to 5952 code for a protein of 1983 amino acids. Gene Ontology annotation, cellular component: anaphase-promoting complex. Lineage: Eukaryota; Fungi; Basidiomycota; Tremellomycetes; Tremellales; Cryptococcaceae. The transcript is spliced from 3 exons. Gene Ontology annotation, biological process: protein K11-linked ubiquitination; anaphase-promoting complex-dependent catabolic process; metaphase/anaphase transition of mitotic cell cycle. The record is from RefSeq and is a predicted model, not a curated record. Gene Ontology annotation, molecular function: molecular adaptor activity.
AUGUUGGAAGCGACCGUUCUGGGAUCAGCUUCGACUCCUGGCCAAUUGCUAUACUCUCGGAGCGAUGCCGGACCAAGUAGAGAGCCGUUGAGCAGGUUCCACUCCUUCUUCCAAGAUCAACAUCAACAUGAGUCUCACAGACCAUUAGGGAGAACUUUGCAGUCUAUCGAGAAUGAUGAUGAUGGGACAAACGAUGAGUGCUCGGAAGAGGAACUUGUAUGGUACGGGAAAUCAGUAGUAUGGAGUCGAGGAAAUGAAGUAUAUAGAAGAUAUACUUAUGAACAAGAAAAGGAGGAUGUAUCAAAAGCCGUAUUCGUUUGGUUCAAAUCCGGUGAUCAAAAUACACAAUCUUAUCACAAUAAAGGAAAACAACCUAUCAACAAACCCAACUCUCUGGAUGGUACUUUCGGUCCGUUCCAUACAUCUCAACAUGAAAAUUGGGGUAUACCUAGAUUAUCUCCUUCAUCUGGAUCAAAUCGACCUCGACUAGAGCGAACAUUACUUGUUUUUCUUCAAACUCGAGCCCAUGUCUAUUUCUUUUCUGGUGAAGAUGCUCUGAUCAAUCUGCCAUUCGUCAUUGAUGAUGCUUGGCCGAUAUCAGGAGGCGGUGUAAUGGUUCAACGAGCGUUAGAGAAGCGAGAGUUGAGGAAAUUGGGUCAAGACAAGAUAAGUUCAGGAAGUGUAUUGAGAGGUAUGAUGGAUCAAACUUCAAUGACAAUUUUAGAUGAUUUGAUAGAUCUAGAAGAUGAUAACGCACCUCCAGCUCCAAGAUUGUACACUCUUGGUAAUCCUUUUGAUGAGUUUAGGAUGGUAACGGAAGGGAAAGUCGAAGAUGGUUAUGGUGAAAAACAAGGAAGAAUAAUAUCUCAAAUUCAUUCCAUCAGCUGCUCUUCAUCUAUCUUACAUAUUUCUCCGGGUCCAUAUCCCUUCAUCAUUGUCUAUGAUUGUCAAUCAAAUGAAAUCGUGUUUUACCGCCAGACUAAAAUUCCGGAUCUACCUGAUCUACCUGAUCAACCAGUUCUCCCCUUCAACCCGCGUACUGCGAAACCCGAAGAUAUCCUUCGUCCACCUGAACCCCCGAUACCUCAGGUUCCACCUCGUCCAGGACGACCCUCACUCCAUCGCAACAUGUCCUCAUUUGGACCCACGACAGAUAGGCGACUAUCCGGAAUUUCAGAUCCACUUGAUCGCACUCAGCGUAGAGCUCCUCGAAUGUCUCGUGGAUUAGCUCAAGAGCCUCCCAUACCUACCGAUGAUCUCCAAGCUGCUCUGGAUCCCAUACCUUCCAUUCCUCCCGCCACUACAACAAAAAGAAAAAGUAGAGGUAUGUCCGUUCUGUCCACCGUCACAAGUGUGCAGGAUGCGCAUAGAAGGACAUCAGGCUCCAAUACAUCAUUCAUGAUUCAUGACUUACACGACAAGCAGGGCAAGAUGGGUUUACAAGCUGUUGCAGAUCUAGAUCUCAGGGAAACAACUAUGAUGAUGGGUCUCGAAAGGGAUGAAGUAGGAAAGAGGAGUGAUAUCGUACUGAGCAGAAUAUGGUCUUGGAAAGUUCCCAAUGCGGUGGAAGUAGAGGACAUCUCAGUAUUUCUUAGUGACGACCAUUCUCCAUCUUCGGUCACAAUCAAUAUACAUGUCAUCCACUCACAGCACGGUUCUCGGCUUUAUCGUUUCGACGCUCGACUACGCUCAACGCAUUAUCCUGAUUACGCUAUCACACCUGCAUCCGUCAUAGAUUGCCUAUCUGCAAUUCCCGUCAUCAGUACACGUCAUAGGAUCCGUGACAUCUUGAUCUUAUCACCCACUGGAUCCUUAUCGCUGCUCACCAGUGGUGGCAGACCGAUCGCAUUUAAAAUUCCGUCCGAUACUACAGAAGGGCACGAAGACGUCACCAGAAAACUAGCGGCGAGCUUGAGAGUCGCCAGCGAAGGGAGACACGGUCGAAUGAACACGGAAAGGAAGAUUGUCAAGCUUAUUGACGCUAUUGGACCCAGAUUCACUGUCAUUUUUGAAGACGGAGAAUCAGUUCGAGUUUCAGCAGAUCUCCUCAUCAAGCAUCAAUUGACAAAGCAGUGCAUAGAAGCUUUAUCCUGCGUUCUUCCCGCCCAAGAAUUCUUCUACUUUAAGAGAGAAUUCUUGGCUACGUUACAAACACUACCUAAUUCACUUCGAAACGCAAGACCUGAGACUUGGAAAGUAUUCGCAAAUACCGUCCGAAAUAUGUUACAAAUCGAUGUCGAACCGCCGGCGAAGACGCCGUUCGAAGCGGUUUUGACAAACGGUCAAUCAUCUUCGGAUCCAAUCGCUCGUCGCUUGGCUCAGCGGUUAUGUCAACAACGUUCAACUUCUUCUCAUCUGACCGGAGCUCAGCUUAUAUGCGGCGAAACACUGCGAACAUCAGACGCUGCCCCUGUCUUACUCGCAUUACAUCUUGUAGCUCAAGAUCUGCGUCUUGUUUCCACUCGCAGUAGUGAGAUCGAAGAUCUCGUCAAGUUGAUUUCGGAUCUGGCAAGUGAAAUUGGCAGAGGGGACUGGAAAGACUACUGGUUCAGAAUUCUACCUCUAGAGAUGACGCAUAUAAAGUCUACUCAAGAAGUCAAAUAUGAUACCAGUCUUUUGGAUCGAUUCGAUGCACCUCCCGAUAUCCUUACAUAUCUGUCUCGUCAACUGGUGACUCGCACCAAACCUUUCCCAUCCUUCUCAUCCCUACCGCUAUUAUUCAAUCAAAUAUCGGAGUUAGGUCUUGUCAAUCCAUGCCGACAGACCGAACUCUUAACCUCCAUCUACUCCUAUUUCUCAGCUGAUGAAACCAUUUCUACGAAAGCGGCAAGAAUUGUGAGAUACAUCGUACAGGCGGGACUGGAUGACAAAUGGAUCUCUGAUUUGCCCUACGGAAUUGCCUUGCCCAUCUGGGAAAUGAUACGGGUUUGUCAGUAUAACCCACCUAGAAAUUGGAACGCGAGGAUGUACGAGAUGGUUGGAAGAUGGGAUCUAGGUAUCAGGGCGAUUGGAGGUGAAACAAAGAACAUAAGAGAUGACUCAACGCUCGAUCUUGGACCAGAACGGAUUCCAACCAUCAAAGAGCUCAUGUGCUCUGAUGAGGAGACGACGAAUAAGAAGAAAUCUCAUCAGCCUACACUGCCGCAUGUUCGAUUUGGAUCGGAUCGACGUGUACAAGAAGUCGAGCGGAUCAUGCAAACUACCAGGGUCAGGACACUCUCGAUCCAAGAUCCGAAAGGCGCAUCAGAAGCGGAUAUUGUGAGGUAUCACCAAACUGUUGUCAACACCAUUGCCAAUAGGACUUUAUCUAUUCCUGUCGGGCAAGGAAUGUUCGAGUUCGGAACUCGAUCAACCAAUAUUACUGAUAUCUGGAACAUCCCUCUGAUCGAGCUGUCCGUCAAAGUCGGUCCCGGUAAACCAUUACUCAAAGCUGAAAUUGUAUCUGACAGCGCAGAAUGGCCAUGCUUCCAUAACGGUGUCGCGGCAGGUUUAGCUAUUUCACCGGAAUGUAAAGGAAUCGAUAGUUCUUGGAUCGUUUUCAACAGACCUAACGUCCUUAAUGCGGAACAUGGUGGUUUCCUUCUCGGUCUAGGUCUGACAGGUCAUCUCAAGUCUCUAACGACAUACCACGCGUAUCCACUCAUGGAACCAAGACAUGAUUUCACGUCUGUUGGUUUACUAUUAGGUCUGGCGUGUUCUUAUGCUGGAAGUGAGGAUCUCUUGGUCACCAAGGUCCUCUCCCUACACACGCACGCACUCCUACCUAUGGGUUCAAUGGAAUUGAAUGCUUCACCGAUAAUCCAAUCUUCAGCUCUCGUGGGUCUUGGUCUGGUCUAUGCUGGGAGUAAGAACCUACGUAUGGCGGAAGUAGCCCUCAAUGAGGUUGGUAGAAAAGAAAUGGUCAACGUGGACGGAUUUGCGGACUAUCAGGAAUCGUAUUCAUUUUCCGCUGCUAUGGCAUUUGGACUGAUCAUGCUUGGUCGAGGAGGAAAGACUACCUCGGAAGUAGAUCGUAGAAUGCUUACACAACUCAGAAGGUGUAUCAUCGGUGAUAUCUCGGUUACUCAGGCGUCAAAGAACCGAAAUACCGCUUCGAAUAUCGACAAUAACCUUACCGGUCCAGGAGCGACUCUCGCUUUGGGUCUCAUGUAUCUCAAGACUGGUAGAAAGGACAUUGCUGAUAUGAUCUCAAUCCCCCAAACCACGUUUGAUCUCGAUCAAGUACGACCCGACCUACUUCUCCUCCGGAUAUUCGCAAGAUCAUUGAUUCUGUGGGAUGAAAUCACUCCUACUAUGGGAUGGAUCGAGGAUCAGCUUCCAUCAUUCAUACGAUCCGCGAAUAAAGGCCAUAAAAGAAAUAACAAUAUGGAGUUGGCUACUGAAUUGGCAUAUCUCAACAUUGUUUCAGGAGCGUGUUUUGCUAUUGGUAUCAAAUAUGCUGGAACCGCAACAGAACUCGCACAUAACAAUCUCAUGACUUUCUUCGGGGUUUUAUCAAGGGCUGCUACUGGACAAAGCAUGACUUACGAAGGAAGAAUAAGACGCACAGCUGCUAGACAAGGAUUGAAUGUGGUCACUUUAGCUUUGGCGAUGGUGAUGUCUGGUACAGGGGAAUUGAGUGUAUUGAGAAGAUUAAGAGUAUCGCAUGGACAAGAAGGUGCAGGUGUGACAUACGGCAGUCAUAUGGCCAUGCAUAUGGCAUUGGGGAUGUUGUUCUUAGGAAGAGGUCAUUAUACACUCGGUAAUUCAAACUUGGCAAUAGCGGUAAUGAGUAUAUCAUUCUUCCCAAGAUUCCUAAAUUCACCAGGUGAUAACAAAUCUUACCCUCAAGCCUUUAGACAUUUAUGGGCAUUGGCGGUUGAACCUCGAUGUUUAAUUGCGAAAGAUAUAGAUACGUUGGAAACUGUCUAUUUACCUGUCAAACUUCGAUUGAAAGAAAAUACCAUCAUACGUCAACAGAGUUUGAUUUCACCCACCUUGAUAUCACCUUUCGAAAACAUAGUGUCAAUAGAAGUUGAUUCACCUAGAUAUUGGCCUAUAACUUAUGAUUUAUCAAACACGAAUUCUCAAGAUAAGUGGAAUUUGAUUAAGACUAGGACUAUUUACGUUAAAAGAAAAUUAGGCUUCUUAGAUUACAAUUCAGAUCCGAAAGGAAAUAGAAGUAUUUUCGUCAGAGCAGGUUCGAUGACUGGAAUUGAUCUACAUUAUGAUUUAAUAUCACAUUCUUCACCUCCCACAAUCAAUUCCUUGGAAGCUCAGAAUCUGAUCAAAGCUCAUUCAGGUCAAUCGAAUUUAAUCUCCUUGUCAAAGUUGUUCAAUCAUCAUUCAAAUCAAUUAGAUGAAUUCAUAAGGACAAUAUCAUUGGAAUGUCUUUCAUUAGAUAAACCACAUUUAAUAUCGAUCUAUUUAUCAAUGUUCAUGACUUUGAAGAAAGAUGGUUCGAUAGAAGAUUUGAAUCAACUUGGGUUUAUGAAAUCGUUUUAUUCGGAUAUAUACGACAAAACGUUUGCAAGUUCAGGAUCAGGAUCAGGAUCAGGAUCAUCAAGUAAUGCGGAAAAACGUUUCGCGUUGAUACGGCCCAGUUUCGUCUCCUCAUUAUUGAGAUCACUUACGUCCACAUCUUCCGAAAAUGAAGAGUCAAUCAUCGCAAGCUAUCUGACCGAGGACUCAACACCCUCUUCUGAGGAAAUUGGGAACAAAGAUGGGAAAAGUCUGUCAAGAUGGAUACUGAAAAAUCGUGUUCCUCCUCUUCCAUUGCUGCAACUUAUGAGGAACAAAGUGCGACAAAGUGCGAUCGACCGCGAUGUUCUGGAGCUGAAGAUUAGAGACGUCGCGGAGGUAUAUAGGAGGCGGAUCGAGGGUGGAUACGAUGAAGAUCAGGGGAUCAACUUGGGUCAAGGAGGAUGGAAGGUGGAGAGUGUAAGACAGGCAAUCAAACUAUGGACCGAGUAG